This is a messenger RNA of Botrytis byssoidea, 399 nucleotides long. RefSeq lists its product as uncharacterized. Lineage: Eukaryota; Fungi; Ascomycota; Leotiomycetes; Helotiales; Sclerotiniaceae. The transcript has 3 exons. The coding region runs from base 1 to 399 and encodes 132 amino acids. The record is from RefSeq and is a predicted model, not a curated record. Gene Ontology annotation, molecular function: protein binding.
AUGUCGGAUAAGGAAGAUCCAAAUGCUGUCGUGGUGAUCAGAGAGGUGAGAAGCGCCGAGAUGGGUACAUACUAUGUCAAGAUAUCAUCUGAAAGAUCUCCUGAGGGUCAACAGUUUAUAGAUUCUGAAAUGGUUGAUGGCCACGUUGGAAAAGAUGAGGGUUCGGGUCACUUCCUGCUCCACAAAUCGAUUCUCUGUGAAAAAGUUCCAUACUUCGAAGAGAUGUUCAAUGGAAAUUUUGAUGAGAGCACAACUAAUAACUCCGCAGAUCUACCCGAGUAUGAUCCCGAAGCUUUCAACAUACUUAUUAUUUCCUGGAUUUACUCAGACCAAGUGUUCCCGCUAGAAAAAAGAAAGGCAAUGAUGCGAGAUGAUGCGUUGGAAAACUAUAUUUGUUAG